Messenger RNA from Trichophyton benhamiae CBS 112371, 987 nucleotides. RefSeq lists its product as uncharacterized. The transcript has 2 exons. Gene Ontology annotation, cellular component: checkpoint clamp complex; site of double-strand break. Lineage: Eukaryota; Fungi; Ascomycota; Eurotiomycetes; Onygenales; Arthrodermataceae. Gene Ontology annotation, biological process: meiotic DNA integrity checkpoint signaling; nucleotide-excision repair; double-strand break repair via homologous recombination. The record is from RefSeq and is a predicted model, not a curated record. The coding region runs from base 1 to 987 and encodes 328 amino acids.
AUGAGGGCCAUGACAAUUGCAAAGGUCAUAAACCUGGAGGUGCCAAUUGGUGCCCUGCAUCGUGCGCUAAAGUCAGCCACCGGCGCUACCUCUGCACAACUACGAUUGACCAAAAAGGGGAACCAACCUCAACUCGCCCUGACAGUGGUUACCUCAUCAUGGACGUCGGGAAAAGGUGCGUCUAACUCAGACGAGCCCGCAAGGGCUAGCGGCUCCCGUCCGGCAAAUCCUCAGUCUCUUGAAAACGGCGGCGCCUUGAGCGGGAUACCAGCCGCAGAGCUUCUGCAAGACGGACCCCGGGAACGUGAAACGAUUGUGACACAGGAAAUACCCAUCCGUGUUCUUCAUCCCUCCGCAGUCGAGGGAGUGCACGAACCACGUUGCCGUGACCCGGAUGUACAUAUCAUUCUUCCCAGUCUCAUCCAGCUCAAAAGCAUAUCUGAACGUUUCACAAAGCUUGCCACUGAUGCUGCAUCCAGUAAAGCAGGGAAUGUCAGUGCUGGUGGCAAUGGCAAUGGACCUGCUCUAGCGGGCGGGAGUCAUAGCAGCGGCCCUAAGUUGGAACUUAGCGCCAACAUGCACGGUUCGUUGAAAUUGGCCAUUGCUACUGAUGCUCUUCGCAUCUCAAGUGUAUGGGCAGGACUAGUGAAUCCUCCCCUAGACCAGGCAGAUAUGACCCAGAGCGAGAUCGCUCAGCUGCCAAGUGAGCGGAUGAGAGCCCGAGCAGCAGAUGGCGAGGAAGGAUGGGCAAAAGUAAGGAUUGACGGUAAAGACUGGGGCCGGGUACUGAGUGUUGGUAGAUUAAGCCCCAAAGUCGUUGCCUGUAAGUAUUUUUAUUCUUCCUUUAUACUUGUUGUUCCCUCUUCCUCUGCUGACCCUGUAGGUUUCAUUCAUGAGACGGCCCUGGUCCUCUAUGUUUACCUCCCCGGAGGAAUAGGUGGAGAGGACUCCUGCCUAACAUAUUAUAUCAACUCGUAUGCUAGCUAG